AUGUUCGAGGGUGGUGGUCAGGACAUGUCGCCGUUGAUCCGGGUGGCGAGUUCUUUGUUGGAGAAGGCAGAGUUAUAUUGCGGCGGUGGGAAGCGAUUGAACGUGGUGCUGGGUCGUAGUUUCCCAUACUUUACGGCGGGUGUGGAGAAGCGUUUCGUCUUGGAAAAGGCGUUUCCCGAUGCCGCUGCUCAGAAAGCGUAUUUGGACAGCGCUGCAAGAGUGUUGGGACUGUUACACUCCUUAUUAGCGUUGGGCAAGGCACUGAGUCAUUGCACGGAGAAGGACGACAGCAACCGGUUGCUGGUAUAUGACUUGAUGGCGGAAGCGUCAUGUUGGUUGGGCGCCUUGCGGAGUCCCGAAAAGAUUUACGUGUCUGCGGUCUUGGCUGCUGUGGAGGGCAAUUGGAAGCAGACACUGGAAUUGUUGGAGAAGGGAUCUAAGAAGAAAAGCCGAGUGGAAGCGCCUGAGGUUAGUGCAUUGCGUGCGAUUUUGGAGAUGUUAGUGGGUACGAUCCCAUCUAUUCCAGAGAGUCUGCCGGUGGCUGCGGAUUUGAGACAUUUGGCUAGUCGGUGUAAUUUGUUGGGUAUGAAAUUGCUGUUGCCGGACUCGGAGCUGCCGCCCACUUCUAUCGGUGGCUUGUUGGAGCUCGCUGACCGGCUGUUCGUUCUCAAAAAGUACACGGAGGCCACUGUAUUACUUGACCGGUGCGAAGAGGUAUUGGCCGCCGGUUCGGAUAAGCGAGUACGACUUGAACGCUGCGGAAUCCGUAACUACCGCGCUGAACUUCUGUAUCAACGCGGCCGACUGCGCCACGUACGAAACGAGCGCGAGAACGCACUCCACAUGUACGAAGCCUGUCUUAAUUAUUGCCCGCAACAUUUACCAGCUCUGUACCAAUUGCAACGACUCCGCGCUCCACCCUCAGACAAACCUCUGGCCGCCAUGGAGAACGUCUGCAAAGAGGCCUGCCGCUCCCUCGCAGCCGUUACUCUCCUAAGGAACGCCUGUUCCAAGACAAGCUUCUCACCGGAUGAAUCCAAAGCCGUGAUGCAGGCCUUCGUAUCCGACGAUGAUCUGGAGGCGCUCAGACUUAAAAUUGAAGCCCUCAUGUGCAUCACCGAGAAAGGCUGCGGUGGCACCGAAGCCUCCCGUUGCGCUAGCGAGAACUUAAUGAAGCUUAUGCAGCAUUCGGCACUCUCUGUCCCGGCGGCUGAAAGACACACACUUCUGAAACAACUACACGAAAAACUCGACCUGCACUCCGGUACUGGAGUUGAAUCCGCUACUGGAGUUGACACCGGUUCCGGAGCUGGCAUGGAUUCCGGAGCCAGCCCUCAGGCAAGAGGGGAUGGCUCAAACGGUGUGUUGUCCGAAGGCAUUCCCGGCUCCGUAGGAAACCCCGGCGAUAACGGUGGUGCUGUUGAGAUGGCCGAUGAAGAAGACUUGUUUGGAGAAACCGCCGCAAUCGACAACAGGUCUGAAGCGGGUAGACCUAGUGGGGGCAGUCCAGCAAACGAUGGCGCUGCGAACGGUGGCGUGCUUACGACUAGAGGAGAGCAGCGGUCAUUGACGGAGGCGGACGUAGUGUACUUGGUGUUGAUGCGUCGCACGAUUCCGUUGGACUGGGUAAUUCUGUACGCGAAGUUUACAACGGCGAGCGGAAGUUGCAACGUGGCGACUUGGGACGUAAUUCGGCGGUUUGCGAAGCAUCGGGGGGGAGAGGAAGGUGCGGAGAUUGGCACGUUAACAGCAUUGUAUUCUUCGGGACGGUACGAUGAGCUGCAUAGUCGGUUAAAAAAAGUGGUGCAGGCGAAGAACGAAUUAAGUCGUUGUCGAGAGGUGGUAGUGUUACGUAUAUUACAUCACCUGGUGCGCGGGGAAGUCCAGUUUGCACGACAGAUUGUAGAGCGGGCCUUGUCUUACGUAGAUGGCCAGACAGUGGCCUCAGGUGGCCAGUCUCCAUUCCAUUGGCAAACAUAUGCUAUCUAUGUAGACCUGCUUGUAUUGACACGGAUCGGAUCACAUAGGUCACCACUGAAAUGCAAAACAAAGGAAUUGCUUGAGCACAUCUUCAAGAAAGAUAGCAAGCGCCGAAGAGAUGAUCUUACCGCUGCCCCCAUGCCGACUACUCUUCGGUCUCGAAUACAGACCUUAAUUGGCUGGAUUCUGGUUCUGCAAGGAAGGAAGCUGAAAUCCGCUGAAAAACGCCAAUCCGGAUCCGGGGCUGCUGCUAAGUUCACUGAAGCCAAAAAUCUAGGAAUGCAAGCCGUUCGAGCCUGUCCGCAAAACUGGCGGGCGGCCUUUGUUGUUGCUGAAGCAUGUAAGGGACUUAGAGACUAUGCUAUUGCUAACAAGAUCUUCACACUGGUCGGAGAUUGCGUUGUAGGCAGCCAGUCACUGUCCAGCUGGAGAGAGAAGGCCUGGCUCGAUGACGCCUUAAUGAGGGAGACGGCCUACUCACUCUCAUCCGUUAAACCUGCACCCAUCGCCAGCCAGGGAAAGCUAAUUCGCGCGGCUCAAAGCAUCGUCGAUACCGAUGGACUCUCCACGCAAUCCUUCCUCACCAAACUAGCCGCUAGCGUCAAAGACCCGAGACUAGCCAACGUCGUAUUCCACAUCAUUCUACAGUACAAACAGACCCACAAAAUUGGACUGCCCCUCACCAACGCUCUAGCCCAUGUAGGCACACUCGCCUGCCUCGAAAGAGCCAAGGAAACAGAAAGCAUUAAAAAUCCUAAAAUACUCUCUGAUCUCAUUUCGGACGCCGAAAAAGUCGCUGAGGCCUACAGGACUGUACUCACGCAAAAACAACUCGCUGAAAAGGUACCCGACGUAUUCGUACCUCACGGAAAAGGAGCCCUCGCUUAUCUUGUCUCUCUUGACCAACCCGUCGUCGGACCCCUAUACGACGAUGACGCAAAACUCGCCACUGACAUGGAGGAUGUCGUCACUAAGGACAUACUCGAAGAUCUACCACGCACCGAGAGCCUCCGGAGAAAACUCGAACAAGACAUCGAAGCCCUCAUUGAACGCCUGAAGGAUCUACAACCUCUUGUAAGACACGAAUACGCCACGGCAUGCGCCGUACGCGAAGAGCGGCUGAGAGAAAAUGAUAAAAUCCUCAAAGACCUAGAAGACAAAACCGCUAUCGAAGACCCUAUUGUUUUCGGCUUUGGAGGCGCCACCUAG
Molecule: messenger RNA, 3189 nt
Organism: Gregarina niphandrodes
Lineage: Eukaryota; Apicomplexa; Conoidasida; Eugregarinorida; Gregarinidae
Exons: 1
Coding region: 1-3189 (1062 amino acids)
Molecular function (GO): protein binding
Source: RefSeq, a predicted model, not a curated record